Varanus komodoensis (Komodo dragon) is the source of this 3446-nucleotide messenger RNA. It is a transcript of the gene LIMK2, whose product is annotated as LIM domain kinase 2. Gene Ontology annotation, cellular component: nucleus; cytoplasm. Gene Ontology annotation, molecular function: protein serine/threonine kinase activity; ATP binding; protein binding. The transcript has 17 exons. The record is from RefSeq and is a predicted model, not a curated record. Gene Ontology annotation, biological process: actin cytoskeleton organization; protein phosphorylation. Bases 103 to 2130 code for a protein of 675 amino acids. Lineage: Eukaryota; Metazoa; Chordata; Lepidosauria; Squamata; Varanidae.
GAGCGGGGGGAUGUGGCCUACCCCGCGUUCCGUAGAGGCCGGGUGACGUCACGCGCGGGUGGGCUUCCUGGACGAGAAGGUUGGCGGCGGCCGGCCAGGGCUAUGGACGGCGUUGUCGCCGCGGCUUCCGCCGCGCCGGCGGGUGAAGAGGAAUGGAGAUGCCUGGGAUGUGGGGACAGGAUUGCCACUGGGCAGCGCCUCUACAGGACAGUUAAUGAAGCUUGGCACACAUCCUGCUUCCGCUGUGUAUACAAUUCAUGGGAGAAGAUGAUUUUUCACUGUUUGGUUUUCAGAACUCGCUUCAGAAGCAGAAUGAGCUGCUCGGAAUGCCAGGACCUCCUCACAAACUGGUACUAUGAAAAGGACGGAAAGCUCUACUGCCAUAAGGACUACUGGAGGAAAUUUGGAGAAUCCUGUCAUGGCUGUUCUUUGCUGAUGACGGGGCCUGUCAUGGUGGCUGGAGAAUACAAGUACCACCCAGAAUGCUUUGCGUGUAUGAGCUGCAAAGUGAUAAUUGAAGAUGGUGAUACGUAUGCCUUGGUGCAACACUCUGCUCUCUACUGUGGAAAAUGUCAUAAUCAGAUUGUCCUGACACCGAUGGUGGAAAGGCUGUCCACAGAGUCCCUGUGUGAACAGCUGCCCUACACACUGACUCUCCUCUCCAUGCCUGCAGCCACAGACGGCAGAAGAGGGUUCACAGUGACGGUCGAGAGCGGCCAUUCCGCUUAUGCUACUAGUGUCCAAGUGAAAGAAGUCAAUCGAAUGCACAUUAGUCCUGAUGUUCAAAACGCCAUUCACCCUGGAGACAAGAUCCUGGAGAUCAACGGAACCCCAGUUCGCACACUACCAAUGGAAGAGGUGGAGGAUCUGAUUCGCAGAACAAGCCAAACUCUCCAGCUGCUGAUUGAGCAUGACCCUGUUUCCCAGCGCCUGGACAGACUGCGCCUGGACUCCCGCCUGCCUGGGCGCAUGAAAAAGCCCUCCUCCCCUUGCCCUAUUUCUGCCCUGGACCUUAAGGAGAAUCUGGAAGGAACACUGCGGCGGCGCUCCCUCAGGCGGAGCAACAGUACUUCCAAGUCCCCUGGCCCCAGCUCUCCAAAGGAACCGCUCAUCCUUGGCCGAGACAUUGGUCGUUCUGAAUCACUCCGCUGCUCUACCAGUUAUUCCCAGCAAAUCUUCCGUCCCUGUGAUCUCAUCCAUGGGGAAGUGUUGGGGAAGGGAUUCUUUGGCCAGGCUAUCAAGGUAACACACAAAGCAACAGGGAAGGUGAUGGUGAUGAAGGAGUUGAUUCGUUGUGAUGAAGAAACACAGAAGACCUUCUUGACAGAGGUGAAGGUGAUGCGCAGCUUAGAUCAUCCCAAUGUCCUGAAAUUCAUUGGCGUGUUGUACAAGGACAAGAGGCUGAACCUGCUCACAGAGUACAUUGAAGGGGGGACCCUGAAGGACUUCCUCCGGAACGUGGACCCGUUUCCCUGGGAGCAGAAAGUCAGCUUUGCCAAAGGAAUUGCAUCAGGAAUGGCUUAUCUGCACUCAAUGUGCAUCAUUCACCGAGAUCUGAAUUCCCACAACUGCCUGAUCAAACUGGACAAGACGGUGGUGGUCGCUGACUUUGGCUUGUCCCGGUUAAUUGUAGAGGAGAGGAAGAAGCCCACCCUGGAAAAGCCCUCAGUCAAGAAGCGCUCCUUGCGCAAGAGCGACCGGAAAAAGCGCUACACUGUGGUGGGGAACCCCUACUGGAUGGCACCAGAGAUGCUCAACGGACAGAGCUACGACGAGACCGUGGACAUCUUCUCCUUUGGGAUCGUGCUUUGCGAGAUCAUAGGACAAGUGUAUGCAGAUCCGGACUGCUUACCCCGCACCCUGGAUUUUGGCCUCAACGUGAAGCUCUUCUGGGAGAAGUUUGUGCCUGCCGACUGCCCCCCUGCAUUCUUCCCUCUGGCUGCCAUCUGCUGCGGGCUGGAGCCAGAAAGCAGGCCCCCGUUUUCAAAACUGGAGGAUUCUUUUGAAGCUCUUUCCCUUUACCUGGGAGAGCUGGGAAUCCCUCUUCCCUCAGAACUGGAGGAACUGGACCACAACGUCAGCAUGCAACACGGGCUAAUCCGGGACAAGCCCCCUGGAAGCCUCACUUAGGCCUCCUGGCCAGCAGCAACUUUUCGUGGAUUGCCACAGGGCAGCUGGGAAACAGGAGCCCAUCUUUUGCCCUUCCCAGGGCGCCAAGAAGGCACUGCCAUGCUUUGCCACCUUGCCUUCAACCGCCGCCACUUCUUAUCCCACGGAUUUGUGGCCGGCUCCAGAAGAGAGCCUUUUCCUGUUGGCAUCUUGAAUACCGACAUUCUUGCUUUGGAAACACAAUUCCCGAGGCCCUGUUUGCAGGGGACACCUUACUGUGGUGGUGCCUUAGAACUUGACAGACCGCAAGCUGUGAGGAACACAGACUGCUUUGCAUGGCACAAAGUGUUUGGGCUUGGAAGCAGCAUCCUAAUCAGGCUGCACACACAUGAAACCAGAACCCGUGGAGGAAAGUGUUGGGAAGGAGUUGGCCAGCGAAGCCCGUUGGACUGGGAAGCACUCCUCCCAGGACAGCUCAGCACAUCCCCUUGGUGACAAAGGCUCCCACAUCUGUUCACCUGACAGGCACGUCCAAGGAAAGGUUCAGACACUGCGCGAUGGAUGAGAGCCGGCAUUCCAUCAGCCUGCCCUGUUGGGAAAGAAGCUGUGAGGGUGAAAGGGAUUGCUCAGGAGCCACUCACGGUGCUGUGCGCAUGAGGCUGGGGAGGAGGGUGCCUGAAUCCCACUGGGCAUACCAGCAGCCUCUCCCUGUGAGGGUUUCACUGCACCGUGAGCAGAGAGGCCCUUAAAACUUGACAUGACAUUCAGCUGGCUGGGAACGGCGCAGCUCCCUUCUUUGGGGCCACUAGGCUAAGGGCCCCCCAUAUCGCUACCUCUGCCCUUCACUGGAGGCCUUUGGACAAGAAAGCCAUCCAUCUCCACCCAGCUCUCCCUUGCUAGCUGCCCCUCUCCCCCCUCCUCUUCCAGACUCAGUGUGAGGGAAACCCAAGAGGACAGAUUUGAGUUCCAACCUGCUUCGGGUCUCCUUUCCUCCCGGGUUCUUGCUACCCUUUCCCACUCUGUCCUCCCAUCUCGCUGCAGCCCCCUAGGGCCAGACGUCCCUGUGCAGGGGAGCAGAACCAGAGCAGCACGCCAUUUAGCAUUCAAGUGUGCAUUUACCUGGGGGCGGGGGGGGGGGGACUCAACCUGUACAAAUGGUAGGCCAGGCAUGUGUGGGGGAGGGGUGGCUCUUGGCCCAGUGCAUUUAAUACAUCUUUUGCUCCAUUUGCAUAAAAAUUGGGAGACUGGGAGAAAUUUACAUUGAUCAAGGGACUCUUCAUUGCACAGCAAAAUGUCUGACUAAAUUAAAAGCAAUAAACUUUAUCCUAUGAAAGUAA